This is a messenger RNA of Cucumis sativus (cucumber), 504 nucleotides long. Its product is annotated as auxin-induced protein 6B. The record is from RefSeq and is a predicted model, not a curated record. The transcript has 2 exons. NCBI's taxonomy places the organism in Eukaryota, Viridiplantae, Streptophyta, Magnoliopsida, Cucurbitales, Cucurbitaceae. Gene Ontology annotation, biological process: response to auxin. The coding region runs from base 1 to 504 and encodes 167 amino acids.
AUGGGUUUCCGUCUGCCUCGAAUUGUUACUUCUAAGCAAAGUCUUCAGCGAUCUUCAUCAACAGGAAAUGGAGAAUCUCCAAAAGCUGUUGAUGUUCCUAAGGGCUAUUUUACCGUUUAUGUCGGUGAGGAACAAAAGAAGCGUUUUGUCAUCCCACUAUCUUACUUGAACCAGCCUUCUUUUCAAGAUUUGUUGAGUCAAUCAGAGGAAGAAUUUGGAUACAAUCAUCCAAUGGGUGGCAUUACAAUUCCUUGCAGUGAAGACUGUUUCCUCGAUGUAACUGAGAGGGUUGUUAACGAAACAGAAGCAACUGACAUUAUCCACCUACUAGUAAACACUACCAAUGAGAAUCAUGUUAUGGAUGGUAAGCUAGAAAACAGAAUCAUGUGCUAUUCAUUAAUGGCUGUAACUGAUUACCACCAUAUUUCCCCAGCUUUAUCUGAAACUGCGGGGUCCUUUUCAGGAUGUUCAUUGUUGAAUGGUAAUGGACAAUAUGUACGCUAA